AAAAACGUAAGAUCAAACUUUUAAACAUACAUAUGAUCCAAAUAGUAAUUUUUCAAAACACAGGAUUAGACUUUAAUUUUUGAAAUUGUACAAAUGAUAUUCUAGAAUCUCAUCAUGGUUGGAAACUUCAUUAUUACUCAAUAUUUUAUUUUAAAUUUUUGAAAUAGCAUGCAAUACUUGGUAUAUUUGUGUAUUUAGGAUAUAAUUUAUGUUAUAAUAUUCGACAGCUCUAUUAUAUAUUCACAAUUGGUAACAUGGUUAAGAAUUCACUGUUUGGUCAAAAAAAAUUAAUACUAUUUUCAUUCUAAUUAGGUGGAUAUAUUAAACAUAAGCAUGUACACACAUAUGAGAACCGAUUCCAAAUCCAUUGAAAAAAUUGUAUUAACUAAAAAACAACACUGUCAUAUAGCUAUAUAUAUUACAACAAAUGAGUACUAAUUUAUAACAUUGUUAUUGAAAUAUAUAAUCAGAAACAAUGUGUGAAGAAAUUGUUUUGAAAGUAUAUAUGCAUUGUCCUGGUUGCAAAGACAAAGUAUACAAAUGUUUGAGAUGUUUAGAAGGAGUUGAAGAUGUUGUGCUUGAUAGUGAGAAACAUAUAGUAAUAGUAAGAGGGAAAAGGGCUAACCCAAUUCAAGUUUUGGAAAAACUUAGAAAGAAAUAUAGUCAAAAUGUUAAGCUUAUCUCUCCAAUACCAAAACCCGAGAACAAUGAAGACAAUCAAGAAAUUGUAGAAGAUCAGCCCAAGUUGAAGGUGAUAUUGCUAAAAAUGAAUAUGCAUUGUCAAGGCUGUGUAGAUGAUAUUAAGAGAGAUUUGGAGAGGAUGAGAGGAGUUUUAACAGUGGUUCCAGAUAUGGAGAACUCAUUGGUGACAGUAAGGGGAAUUGUUGAUGCAUCAAAAUUAGUUGAAUACAUAAAGAAAAGACUUGGAAGAAAUGCUGAGAUCUUGAAACAAGAAACUGAAGAAGUAAAAGCAGCCUAUUAUUGUUGCAAUAUAAGUCCAAUAAGGUCAAACUCAUCACAACAGUGUUAUCCACACUCCUCUGCUCAAUGCCUUUGCAUCACUAACAUGUUUAAUGAUGAAAAUCCUUUCUCAUGUUCCAUAAUGUGAUUUUAUUUUAUUUUGUUUUUAUUUUCUUAUCACUUCAUGUGUGUAACGCUUGAUAAUUAUAUCACCAUUUAUAUGAAGCCUCUUUCCAAAAGAGGGUGUUUUGGACUAAUUACCUAGCUUACAUUUCUCUUCUAAUUUUUUUUCUUACACUUAUGUCUUCUAUUUAUGUUGUCAGAAGUAACGUCUUUUUUUUCCUUAAUAAAGCCUUUUAAAAGAGCUAUGAUUUGAAAUGAACACCAUUUAUAUUGAGUUGGACUAGCUGUUAUCCAAGCCAUAGCUGUGAUUAUUUUGACCACAUAUUUUAAGAGAAAAUAUACAAUACAAAACACAUUCUUUAAUAUGUUUCUCAUUCUGGAGAAAACGGUAUAUUUGUGCCAUUUAUGUAUAGAGAUAUGAAUAUGAAAGCAACAAGAUUCUACAAGCAUUCAUAGGCAGAACGAAAGGAAGGUCUGAUCCACUAAACCAGGAGCUGAACUAGCUAUAA
This is a messenger RNA of Cannabis sativa, 1592 nucleotides long. RefSeq names its product heavy metal-associated isoprenylated plant protein 8-like. The coding region runs from base 476 to 1108 and encodes 210 amino acids. The record is from RefSeq and is a predicted model, not a curated record. Gene Ontology annotation, molecular function: metal ion binding. Lineage: Eukaryota; Viridiplantae; Streptophyta; Magnoliopsida; Rosales; Cannabaceae. The transcript is spliced from 4 exons.